CAAGGGGGACGGAACCGACCUGGCAUAAAAUUGCUUUGUGUAGGACUUUAAAAAAAAGCAUUGUUGGUCGCCCUCGAUUCCCUUGUCUUUCUUUUUUUUUUUCUUCGAGUCUCCCUUCCUCCCCGAUACUUUCUCAUUCUCUCCGAUCCAUUGGCGUCAGGUACGAACAGAGGAGGGGGGCCAUUGACUAUGGCAGACAGGGUUCCUUCUUCACCUACCCGAAAAUCGGUCGCCUCGAACGCUAGCAUAGCAUCGUCACCACCCAGGGCGCCGUCAAGUCGGGCCAAGGAGCGAAGAAACCCGUCGAUCACGCCUAGGAAGUUUCAGCGGUUCUUCACUCCACGAUCCCGAGUCUCCUCCAAGCCGAGUGCUGCCCGGAAGGCCCUCUGUGAUCUCACGGCACCGGCCCUUAAUCGGUGCCAGACGCCGUCGAGCCCCCUCAAACCCAUCUCGGAGGAGAGCCUACCCCAUUCCGAGGAUGCCCACAGGGGAAAGCGGCGCAAGUUCAACCAUUCGACGCCAGAGAAGCAGGCCGGCGCGUACCUGCCCUCUCCGCUGAACUCGUCGCCUCUUCUCCCUACCGCCGACUCGAAGCCGGGGCUGAGGAGCCCCAUCCAGUCGCUGAAAUCCCGGCACGUCUUGCGGGAUGGUGUGCUGCGAGAUGAUGACGUCUCGGAGGACGAGGAAGAGGAGCAGGAGGUUGUGGCUGCACCUGCUAAGGGGCCCGUGCAGUUGUACCGGAGAGGAUUGGGCGCUCAACUUGUUCAGAGGAUGACGGGCUCCAUGCGCUAUGCAAGUGAGCGGCUGCUGGAGUGUCCUGUUGGAGACUGGAGGACCGAGACGGCCGACUUCCAGAGCCGGCCCGAGGAUGUUCACUUCUCGUCUAGUCAUGAAGGGGCGGCCCGUGCCAUCCCAUUCUGUACCACGGCGUGUCAUAAAAACAGUUUGGUAGCGGUCGGGGACGAGGAAGGUUUUAUACGCCUGCUGGACUCGGAAAAGGACUUUUCCAAGAUUCAUCUGUCAUUCCGAGCUCAUGGAAAUGCCAUCAUCGAUCUGGCCUUCUCCGAGGACGACCACCUGCUGGCCACGGCAUCAGGAGACCAGACAAGCAGGGUCAUUGACAUGAUGACACAGCGGCCGGUCUCCAUCCUCGGCCACCAUACGGCAUCCCUGAAGCAAGUACGUUUCCAGCCCGGUCGCGGCGCCAGCUGCGUUCUCGCGACCUCCGGCCGUGACGGCAGCAUACAGAUCUACGACUUGCGGUGCCGCGGCGGGCCGGUGCAGGACUUUAGUAUCGUUUCCGAGGCCGGGCUGCAUCACUCUAUUCCCAAGGCAGUCAACCCAGGCUGUGUAGUUAACAGCAUCUACGACGCACAUGCCCGGACGACGCGGCAAGGCAAAAGCCAGCAGCAGCCCGCUUCCAACCUCGGCGACGUGGCCCGCCUGGGCGAAGUCCCGGGCCGUGCCGGUGAAGUCUCCGUCACUGCACUCCAGUUCCUCCCUCCCGGCCGGGAACACCUCCUCCUUAGUGCCUGUGAAGCAGACGCGAGCAUCAAGCUCUGGGACAUCCGUGCAGUCCACACCAGCCGACACCACAAAGCCAGCACGCCCAUCUCCCUCACCUCCCCGCCCCCGGGUCACGUCGCCUUCCGCCCCUUCGGCAUCUGCUCCAUGGUCCUCGGCGGCGACGGCGCGCGCCUGUACGCCCUCUGCAAAGACAACACCGUCUACGCCUACAGCACCGCGCACCUCGUGCUCGGCCACGCAACCGAGCUGACCCCGGCCCGCCCGGGCACCGAGCCCCCGCGCCGGCGCCACCAUCCACACGGCGCGGCCCACGAAGGCCUCGGCCCGCUCUACGGCUUCCGCCACCCCCUGUUCCACGCCACGAGCUUCUACGUCAAAGCCGCGAUCCGACCCGCCGCGGCCGACGGCCGCUCCGAGCUCCUGGCCGUCGGCAGCUCCGACGGCGCGGCCGUCCUCUUCCCCACCGACGAGCGCUACUUGCGCGACGCCUGGUCGUUGCCCGACGCGGACCGGGACGAAGAAACCUACUACGUCGGCAGCCCGACCGACGAGGCGCCCGUCGCCCGACCCCGGCCGGGGCUGAGAUCCGCCUCCUCCGCCGCACCCGCCUCGCUGGCGCGCGCCAACAGCAUGAGCCACAUGUUCUCGUCCUGCAGGCAGGGCGGCGGCGGCGGCGUCACGCCCGUGGUGCGCAGGGGCACGCCGCUCGUGAGGGGCCACGGGAAGGAGGUCGGGGCGGUGGCGUGGACGAGCGGGGGUCGGCUGGUGACGGUGGGCGACGACUUCCUCGUGCGCUGCUGGAGCGAGGACAGGGAGAAGGCCGCGGACCUGCGGCUGGGCGGCGAGACGGGAGGGCGCAGGUGGGGGUGCGGAUGGGCGGACGUCGGGGACCAGUGGGCGGGGGAUGCGGACGACUGGUGACGGACGGACGGACGGACGGACGGACGGACGGACGGACUCACGCACGCACGCACGCACGCACACACGCAUGCAGGGGACCGCCGCCAAGUUGCCGUUUGCGUCGGACGACUCAAGCACGGAGCCCGUCGUCGUUGCGGUUAUCGGUUCGUGAGAUGGUUUUGUUGACUCCCGUAUUUUCGUAU
Messenger RNA from Thermothelomyces thermophilus ATCC 42464, 2630 nucleotides. RefSeq lists its product as uncharacterized. The transcript is spliced from 3 exons. Gene Ontology annotation, cellular component: nucleus. The record is from RefSeq and is a predicted model, not a curated record. Bases 190 to 2448 code for a protein of 752 amino acids. Gene Ontology annotation, molecular function: protein-macromolecule adaptor activity; protein binding. NCBI's taxonomy places the organism in Eukaryota, Fungi, Ascomycota, Sordariomycetes, Sordariales, Chaetomiaceae. Gene Ontology annotation, biological process: proteasome-mediated ubiquitin-dependent protein catabolic process.